Molecule: messenger RNA, 2301 nt
Organism: Prorocentrum cordatum
Lineage: Eukaryota; Dinophyceae; Prorocentrales; Prorocentraceae
Source: the annotation of a GenBank genome assembly
GGGAAGUGGUCCGGACCUCCAGGGCCCACGCAUCGAAAACAUUGGAGCAGCCGGAUGUCUGGGGAGGAGGAAGAGGUACGGUCGGACCGAGGUGUAAAAGGUCGAGGCCGGCCUGCUCGGGGAGAGUACCCUGGUGUUCUUCGUGCUUGUUGGAUGUUUUUGUGCAUCCUGGGGGAGGGUACCCUCGAGUGAUUGUAUGGUUUGGGGUGUUUUGGCCUGCGGAGGGCCUCACGUUCUUGAAGGAUGUGUUCUUCUGUCCCAGGUCCGACCGGACCGCUACCGCUACCGCUACCCUGUCCUCGCUUUUCCUUUCUUUGGGCCUCCUGGGAGACCCUCGUCGCCACCGUCGGAUGCGCCUCGACAUUCUGGUCAGAACGCACCCCCGGAGAGUUCUGGUAUCGGCACCUCCCGGUCUCCCCAGUCGGGAGCGGCCAAGAGGGGGGUGUCCAAGAGGGGGGGUGCAAAUCAUGGCCGGCGGCACGUGCGCGGCCCAGGUCGGGGGCCAGGGACGUAAUGGAAUCAGAAGAGGCGCCAUGAGAUCUGGGGAAAUCUCAUGGCCACCGCCAUGAGAUCCACCCCCCCUAUAGUCAUCGCCCCCCUCUUUUCCGCCCCCCGACCCAGGAGGGGCAGCUGGAGGGGCAGCUGGCGGUUCUUCCAGGGGUCGGACGAGGGGCCGAGGGACACCGGCUGGUCCACGCGCCCCGCGCUGAGCGAGCGGACGAGGCUGCGGGGCGUGAGGACGUCGAUCCUGAGCGUCGGGUCCCAGCAGCUGUCGCCGGUGACCCUGAACCGGCGCAGGCUCUGGUCGCUGCUGCACCAGAUGUGCAUACGGAGGUCCCUGCUGGUGGCGCUGCCGUGCGCCGUGGUCGCGGCGGUGAUGGAGCACGCGGAUUCCCAGGUGGGCUUCCUGCAGUCCAUCCUGCCGGAUGAUCAGACGUACUCCAGCUUCACCUUCCUGCUGGGCUUCUUCCUGACCUUUCACACCGCCCACGCCUACCAGAGGUUCUGGUACGGCGCCCAGAUGAUUUACACCAUCUCGGGCAACUUCAUCGAUAUGACAAGCCUGCUCCUCGCGUUCACGCGGCAUUCCGAUGGGCUGGAAGAGCUCAGGUCCGAGUUCAAAGUUACUUUGAUCCGACUGGCAAGCUUGCUUUUCGCAGUCAGCAUUGAAGAAGUGACGGGGCAUCAGAACGAAGAAGAUGAAAUCUCCGACGAUUAUAUUUCCGAUAAAAGGGCGAUAGAUCCACGCGGACUUGACCAGAGCAUGCUUGAGCGGGCGCUCUCAGCAAGGCAUAGGCCACAAGUUGUUUGCCAGAUGAUUCAGAACCUCAUUGUAGACCAGAUUUCCAACGGCGUGCUCAGCAUCCCAGCCCCGAUCCUCACCCGCGCCUUUCAGGAACAGAGCAACGCCAUGAUCCAGUUCCACGAGGUGCGCUCGUGCAGCGAGGUUCCUUUCCCUUUCCCGUUUGUUAUUCGCGAGGUAUUGUUGAUUGUUCAUUGGGUCGUGACACCUUUUUUCAUGGGCUACUGGUGCCCAGGAAUCGCGAGCGCCGCCUUUUACACGCUUGUUGUUACUCUCACCCUCUGGAGCUUGCAUGGUAUCUCGAUGGAGCUGGACAACCCCUUCGGCCGCGACAGCAACGACAUAGCCGUGCAGUUCCUGCAGGAGCAGCUCAACCAGCAGCUGGUGACCGUACUCAUUGAGUCCGAGCUGGGGCUGCCGAAGGACAAGCUGACAUCCGCCACCCUUGUCGACGAGCUGCUCGCGCGGUUCGAGCGGUCCUCGGGCCAGUCGCUGCCGUCCAGCCCCGGGGCGGCGGCACGCGAGCCUCCGGAGCGAGUCCGCGGAGGCGGAGUCGCAGACGCUUGACUCCGCGAAUCUGGACUAGCUCGGGCGCGGCGGCGACGGCGUUACUCCUUGCCUGUGAGGACAAUCCUGGAGGCCUCGCACAGUACAGUGGAGGAGGAGGAGGAGGCGGAGUCGCAGACGCCCAGCUCCGCGAAUUUGGACUAGCUCGGGCGCGGCGGCGACAGCGUUAUUCCUUCUCUGUGAGGACAAUCCUGGAGGCUUGUCCACACGUCCGCACCGUAAGAUAUGGGACGACAUUCGCGCGUUGACGUUUCGACGUGGGUCCGACGUGAGUCGGACGGGAGCGCGGAUCCGAUGCAAAUCGGGUCUCAAGCUGCUGCACGAGGCCUCAAGGAUGUUGUUUAAAAUGCACAUUUCCUUCUCACGUUCCAGGCCGCCCAAGUGGGGUCGUGCCGCAUCGCCGAUGUAUCGGCGAUGCGGCCCAAUGUGGG